This is a messenger RNA of Myripristis murdjan (pinecone soldierfish), 4389 nucleotides long. RefSeq names its product Abelson helper integration site 1 (gene ahi1). NCBI's taxonomy places the organism in Eukaryota, Metazoa, Chordata, Actinopteri, Holocentriformes, Holocentridae. Gene Ontology annotation, biological process: motile cilium assembly. Gene Ontology annotation, molecular function: protein binding. Gene Ontology annotation, cellular component: ciliary basal body. The transcript has 27 exons. The record is from RefSeq and is a predicted model, not a curated record. The coding region runs from base 181 to 3843 and encodes 1220 amino acids.
CUCCGCCCUUCGUCUCCAGCUUGUUGUUGUGGUUGACUUGGAAACCAGAGAGACGGUGUUGCUGUGACUGGAGACCCCAAAUCACUGCUGGCUAACGCGGCUAGCCUCACACAGAAUGAAAGCCUCCCUCCUUGGCUGAGUGUCUUGUAUUCAGGAUGAAAGGCAUUUUGGUGCCUGAGAAUGCCAGCAGGUGAAAGUGAAGCCCGGGCAAAGACCCGGGAUAGAUUCAACGAGGUAUUCAAGAAAUACACAGAUCCCCCAUCGGAAAAGAAAAAGCUGAAGAAGAAAAGCUCUGAAACUGGAGAAACUAUUCAACUUCAGACUUUGAAAAAAAAUCUCAACCUUGAGAAAGACAUAGAGGAAGAUGGGACUAUCCUCCAGAACACAUACAAUCCUGAGCAGGGCAGCCCUCGCUUCACCAAGAACAAGCGAAGAGAGAGAGAAGUAGCUGAGAAAUUUAAUACCACCAGCAAUGGAGACCGUGAGGAGACUCAAACAUUUAAAGGCAAGAAGAAGAAUAAGAAUAAGAGGGAGCUUCCCUCACCCCCUGUGCUGGAGGACACCCAAAAUUACGUCCAGAAUGACAGCAGUAAGGACACAUAUGCCACCAAGUCCGAGAUCUCUAUGGAGCCAGAUGGUAACGAGGUUGGAAGGGAACCAAAGCGAAGAAGUAAGACGGGGAGGAGUAAAGGGGAUAUGGAUGCCAAGACGGACAGCCAAGUAGUGGAUGCUGAGGAUGAGCUACUGCAUAAAUACCAGCAGCAGAUUGCACAGGAGGCGGAGAAGACAGUGAAGAAGUCAAUAAUCAAGAAAACAGAAAAAGAGACUGCCCCACAAGUUGCACUGAAUAAUGAUGUAGGGAAGAAGAAAAAGAAGAAGCUGAAAUCAGUAAAUACAGAGCCAGAAAUAAGGGAUCAAGAUGAAUAUGAAGAGCAGGAUGUUGCUCUGGAAAAUGAAGAUGAAUCCAAGGGAAAGAAGAAGAAGGCAAAGAGGAAAAAUCAAGUUGUCAAGGAAGACAGUGAAACAGAGGCGGAGGUACCGCAAAAACCAACUUUUGAUGACAGCCUCGUGCUAGGAGUGUGUGUCCACCGGACUGACCGCCUAAAGACUGACCUCCUGAUGUCACACCCCAUGGUGAAGAUCCAUGUCGUUGAUGAGAUCUCUGGGCAGUACGUAAAGAAAGAGCACAGCCAUCGACCAGUCUCCUCAUUUUACGAGCAGGACAAUGUUGAACAUAUCCUUCCCAUCAUGACGCAGCCUUUUGACUUCAAGAAAAACAAAUCAACCACCCCCGAGUGGGAGGAGCAGAUCAUCUUCAAUGAACGCUUUGGUUACUUCGUUGAGAAUAAUGAUGAAAGCCCCAGGGUUUUACUCUUCUUUGAAAUCCUAGACUUUGUGACCAUGGAAGAGGCAAGAGCCAAUGUUGCUGUGGACAAGCAUGAGCGAGGAUUCAGAAAAAUUGCGUGGGCUUUCCUCAAGCUUGUAGGCACUAAUGGUGUGAUGAACAUCGACACUAAACUUCGCCUCCAGCUCUUCUGCCCUCCAGCCAGAGCAAAAAGACAACCCAAAACAAUUGAGGUGGUAGAUUGGUGGAAGAGAUAUCCUCGAAACAGAUAUGCAUCCACCCUUUACAUCACUGUGAAGGGCAUUAAAGUCCCUGAGCAUGUGGACCCCAGUGUCCGCUCCAUGAUGGCGCUGCAAGAGGAGAGGGGCAGCACCACGUACAGUGAACUGCAGAGUGAAAUCACCAGGAAAAGCAUAACACAGACUCUGGAAAACAAGCCUGCUGUCUUGAGGUGGAACAGAAUGCCUGGUCAGGUUUGUCGGAUUCCCAAUAAGUCCAUACUGUCAUUCCGCGGUGGUCAUAUGGGCUGUUUCACUGUGAAAUUCUCUCAUGGUGGGACAAUACUGGCUGCAGCUUGUGCUGACAGAGACGCUUUCCCUGUUAUAGUGUAUGAAAUUCCAUCUGGCAAGGUUUUGGCAGCCUUCGGUGGCCAUCUCAGUGUUGUCUAUGAUCUCUGCUGGUCCAGAGAUGACCGGAGCCUCUUGUCUGCCUCCUCCGAUGGAACUACGAGAGUAUGGAACGUGGAGAGGCUCCUGGGACUUGCCGAGAAGGUGCUCCCUCACCCGUCUUUUGUAUACUGUGCCCAGUACCACCCUACAGCCCAGAACCUGGUGGUGACAGGGGGCUAUGACACUCUCAUACGGGUCUGGAGGCUGGAUGUUGAUGACGUCAAUGGCCAGCUGCUUCAGGAGUUUGAGGGUCACAGCAGUUUCAUCAACGCGGCUUGUUUUGACUCUGAAGGAAGGAGAAUGUUCUCUGCGGACAAUGCAGGUGUAAUCAUCGUCUGGAAAACCUUGGUAUAUGACAGUAAACAGCGACAGCCAUGCCAUCGUUGGUGCAUAGAAAAGAAAAUCAAUGAGCGUGACCUCAGUGGUAUUCCCAUCAACAUGCUGGAGAUCCAUCCAAACGGACGUCGACUGCUCAUCCAUGCAAAAGACAGUGUCCUGAGGGUGAUGGAUUUGAGAAUACUGGCUGUUAAGAAAUAUACAGGUGCCACAAACUACAGAGAGAGAAUCUACAGUACUUUUACUCCCUGCGGGAACUUCAUCUUUUCUGGCAGCGAGGACGGGAUGGCCUAUGUUUGGAAUGCUGAAACUGGUGACCAGAUAGCAGUGUAUUCGGAGCUCUGCUACUCCACGGCUCUCCGUGGUGUGGCAUUCCACCCUCAUGAGAACAUGGUGGCUUUCUGUGCCUUCGGUCAGAGCCAGCCGGUCCAUGUGUACCUGUACGACCGCAAAGUGUCCCAGCUGGAGGUGCAGGAUAUGAAAGGAGCGAGCAGAUCGGUGUCUGCGGAGAGUAAAACCUUAAGAACCACCCCCGACCCUUCAGUAUUGCAGGACACAUCUGUUUCUGCAGCCUUGGAUCAGUAUGCUCAAGCAACAAGACUGUCAUUGAAAAUGCAGCGUGUCAAAGAGAAGCUGGAUUCAGUUCUUGAACCACUUCAACAUUCUUCAAGUCCAGGGUACAUGUAUGACCAAGAUAAAGUGGGCAUGAGUCACAUGAGGCGGAGCUUAACACUGGACACUGGAACGAUGGGAUUAAAUGCCGCGUUGCCACCUCCAUCUCUCCUGUCACCUCACUCCAAGCUGCAGAUCUCUGGUGCUUUGGCAGAGCAGCUUAUCCCCCAGGCAGCCCUGAGCACCCAAAACCGUGGUUUUAGUCCAGUGGGUAAACAUCUAAAAAGAGCAACAUCUCUGAAGCUACACACAAGCUUCUCUGAUCGUGUUUCUCCAGGCAGCCACACAGAAACAGAUUCGGCUCCCAUUCAGCAAACAGUGGUCUCGCUCUAUGACUACAGUGCUAACCGGUCUGAUGAGCUGACUGUACACCGCGGCGAUGUCAUCCACGUGCUCUACAAAGACAAUGACAACUGGUGGUUUGGACGUCUGUCCGGUGGGCAGCAGGGAUAUUUUCCUGCUUCUUAUGUGGCAGAGGAGAAUUUCAACGAAGAAGUAUCUGACACCUUAGAGAUGCUAGCUGCCGUGUCUGAGGGGACAGUUGAGAGGUCAACACCAACCAAGGUAUCUGCAGCAAUUAGUUUGUCAGGGGAACUUAGGUUUCUCUCCGAGCAAGACACCGACCCUGAGCUGGUUGAUACCAAAACUAAAAGGAAGAAGAAGGUGAAAAAGCUUGCAGCUCCUUCAUCACCGUCUCAGGCCACAUUUUCAGAUCCGGAUGCCGCAGGGUCCUCCAGCAGGAGGAGAGGCAGGUCGACAGAGCGGCCUCUCCCAAAGAGACCGUCAGGCCGGGCCAACAGCGCCUUCGAGCCUGAUACCUAAACUCACGGCUUGGAUGCACUGUCAGGAUCAUCAGCUUGAGUGCUUUCAUGUUUUACUCCUUUUAGUCAUAUAAAGGAUAUUUUCGUAAAGACAAAGAACCUUUUCUUUCUUCAUUUUUAGCUGUUUUGUAUUUUUUUUAAAUGCCUCUUAAAGAGUAAUUAUGUUUAUUCUGUAUUUUAACACAAUACAGAUUAAUCAAUUAAAGGUUAAAGUUUAUUUUGUGGUUUUCAUAUAGCAUUGUACAAUCCUGUGGAUUGUAUUUUUGUAUUUUUUAUAUUUUAUAAUAAUUUAUUGUAGUAACCAUUUCUGGGCUCAUGUAUAAAUAUUUACUAAUCAUGCAUCAGUUUAAUAUUGUAGGUCUAUUUUCUGGACCUGCGACAGCUUAAGAAAGUUUGUGUACUCUAUUUCUUCAGAACUAUGAAUGUGCACAGAAAACUAGUUUUCAUGUUUUGUUAGUACACUGUUAACUUUUUGUAAAGUCACCUUUUGGAUAUUUAGCCAUUUUGAUAAAUAUAAAAAGUGAUAUUAAAAUAAUUAAGUACACAG